AUAGUAGCUAAAAAACAAAAUCGAGAAAAUAAGUUUUCAAAAUCUAGUACGUGCUUGCAUCUACAUGAUCCCACGAAGUUCUUCACAUAUCCACAAUAUACUGUACUAUUUUGUCUAUAUAAACACAUCUCCCAUUUCCACAUAAGAAACCUCAAAAGCCCUAAUUAAAAAUCUCAAUAAAUUAACCUAGAUAGCUUUCUUGCCAAAUAAUCAAAUCUUUUCAUUUAUAAGAUGGGAAUCAGAUUCAGCCAUGGUCCUUCGACUGCAACCAUUGACUACAGGAGUCAUCAGAAUAGUGAAGAUCAGAGAAUCAAGACGAAGAUCAUCAAUCACGACAAGUCUCAUCAAAACCAAUCAAGCACUAGCUUUCAGAUUCCACUUCAUUAUCCGAAAUAUACAAAGACUGAUUAUGAGAAGAUGCCAGAGUGGCAACUGGAUCAGCUUCUCAGAGAGUACGGUUUGCCGAUCAUCGGUGAUUCUUACGAGAAGAGGAAAUUUGCUAUCGGAGCUUUUCUCUGGUCGUCAGAGAACGAGCACUAGGACAUGUAUCGUGAAAGUUUCAUCGUACGUUAUAUGGUAAUAUGUAAAAUAAAAAUAAGUUGGUGAAAUUAAUGGUGAAAGAAGAAACAUGUUUGCAUGUAUAUAUAUAUUAUCUAGGACAUGUAUGUGUUAUAUAAAAAUAUUUAUAUAUGCAUUAUGUAUCGAUCGUGUGCUUCUCUACUCUCCAUGUAUGUAAUUACCUCAUGGGCGCGACAUUUGUAAUAACUAUACUAAAAUAUGUGUAUAUAUAUAUAUAUAUAUGUGACAAUAUUUUGCUUCA
This is a messenger RNA of Camelina sativa (false flax), 820 nucleotides long. RefSeq lists its product as uncharacterized. The record is from RefSeq and is a predicted model, not a curated record. Lineage: Eukaryota; Viridiplantae; Streptophyta; Magnoliopsida; Brassicales; Brassicaceae.